Musa acuminata AAA Group (dessert banana) is the source of this 1240-nucleotide messenger RNA. Its product is annotated as SPX domain-containing protein 1. NCBI's taxonomy places the organism in Eukaryota, Viridiplantae, Streptophyta, Magnoliopsida, Zingiberales, Musaceae. The transcript is spliced from 3 exons. The record is from RefSeq and is a predicted model, not a curated record. Gene Ontology annotation, biological process: cellular response to phosphate starvation. Bases 194 to 1060 code for a protein of 288 amino acids.
AUAUUCCCUCUCUCCUGUCUCCGCAUAUUCCAAUUCCCCCCCUUUACCCUUCUCCCUCUCCCUCCCCUUUAUAUCAUCCGCUGGCCCCGGCUUCUUCCCUCUAUCUUUCUCUCUUUCGUUGAUCUUUUUCCUUCCUCUGGUACCUCCGUUGUCUUCUGAUCAUACGUAGACUGGAAAAGGUGGGUUCUUGAAGAUGAAAUUUGGGAAGAGUCUUAGUAACCAGAUCGACGAGACUCUGCCGGAGUGGAGGGACAAGUUCCUCUCCUACAAAGAUCUCAAGCGGCGCCUCAAGCUCAUCGCUGCCGGUGGAGGAGGGGAGAGGCCGGCCAAGCGACCGAGGGUGGCCGAUGACGACCGCGCCGCCUCCUCGGCGCCGGAAGACUCGGCGAUGCGGGAGGAGGAGGAGGAUUUCAUGAGGCUCCUCGAAUCGGAGCUUGACAAGUUCAAUUAUUUCUUUGUUGAGAAGGAGGAGGAGUACAUCAUCCGCCAGAAGGACCUGCAGGAUCGAGUUGCGGAAGCCAUCUCGAAUAAUUCCAAGGAGUUGAUGAAAGUGAGCAAGGAAAUUGUAGAUUUCCAUGGGGAGAUGGUCCUCCUCGAGAACUACAGUGCGCUCAACUAUACGGGGCUGGUGAAGAUCCUGAAGAAGUAUGACAAGAGGACAGGAGCACUUAUGCGACAGUCCUUUAUCCACAAGGUGCUGCAGCAGCCCUUCUUCACCACGGAUCUGUUGUACAAGCUUGUGAAGGAGUGUGAGGCCAUGCUGGACCAACUCUUUCCCAAGAACAAAUCCUCAACUUCCGAGGAAGACUGUGUUAGGGAGAAGGGAGAACAGAAGCCAGCAGAACCCAGAUCCUCACUGGCCGGAGGGGUUCUGGAGUUGGAGGAGAUCGAGUACAUGAAGAGCUUGUACAUGAAGAGCACGAUUGCAGCAUUGCGGGCCUUGAAAGAGAUUAGGAGUGGGAGUUCCACCGUGAGCUUCUUCUCAUUGCCUCCCUUGCAGAACAGUGGAUUGGAAGAAAGGUGGAACAACGUUCCUGUAUUAGAACAAGUAGCCAAGUAAUCACGAAUGAUGCUUCAAAAGGUUAAUACUCGUGUGGAUAGUCGUGGGAUUUGAUCGGAGAUGGAGCACCAUCUCCACUUUUUGUAUCUUCAUCAUAAGCUUACCUGUAUUAGAUCCCAAUACGCCCAAUAUUCACUCUAUUCUCCAAAAUGUUUGCAAGGAUGCAUUGAUUUGCUUUUA